Messenger RNA from Xylona heveae TC161, 630 nucleotides. RefSeq lists its product as hypothetical. The transcript has a single exon. Bases 183 to 587 code for a protein of 134 amino acids. NCBI's taxonomy places the organism in Eukaryota, Fungi, Ascomycota, Xylonomycetes, Xylonales, Xylonaceae. The record is from RefSeq and is a predicted model, not a curated record.
ACACGGUACUUGCAUCCACGUAGGCUUCAUUUCGCGCUUAGAGGUACUGCUACUCUCUAUACCGCCUCUUCCUCGACCAUCAUCUCGCACUUUUUUGGUGUUGCAUCUGUACUGCAUUUGUCUCGUCUCGUCUAGGACUCCCCUCGCGCCCUACUUGCAUUGAUGUUUCGUCCUAGUUAAACAUGGCCCUGAAGAUCUACAAAAUUUGCCAAUCUGGGCCAGAGAGACAUGUUGAAGCAUCACGACCUGAAGCAUGCCUACCUACACCGUAUUCAAUAGCUCUCUUUUGGCCUCUUCUUACCUCUACAAGAGGGGAAGACGGCCCGGCAACGCUAAGGUCCGGGAGGCGCCAGCUCACUCGCCACGAAAGCGCCUCUCUAAUCGCAGGGCACGAGAACAUUCCUGCCCUGUCCGGAUGCUUGGACGAGCGCGGUCGCGAGCGCCGAGCGCCUUGCCUUCUCAACCCCUCUUGGGCCCCCUCAUUCUCUGAUAGACGAUUCGACGCAGAGCGGGGUGCGCAACCUGAUCACCGACGCUGGAGGGGUAGAAUGCCCCUCUAUCGAUACACGUAUUCGUCAUGGCCAUGACCGACAACGUUAUGGGGGAGGCGGAUGACAGACUGCCACCAGC